AUGGAGAACGGUGGUGUCAAUUUGAGCUCCCCAAAUUUAAGCCAAAUUCUGGCAAAUUCAUUGUUGGAUUUUAUGAGUGAAAGUGUUAAGAUACCUACAAAUAGUGUGGAAAGUAAAGUACUUUCAUCUCUUGUUUUUAUUGACGAAAGCUGUUACUACUGGAAAGGCAAUUUAUCUCAAUUAAAGAAUUUCGUACAAAAUGACUUAAAGUUAAUCGGCAAAUUAUGGUCAUCGCCUGGCGGUGAAACGAAGUUAUUUAUUAAGAACACCGAGAUUAUCCUUAAAUGGACUGGGCAAACUCGGAAGAAGCUGAUAAUUGAAAAAGACAGCGAAGUAAAUCUCGUGGCGAACACGCUAAAACGUUUAUGCAAUGGUGAUAUGUUUUGCUUAGAUACAGCAGCGUCCUGUAAAGAGUCGAUUGAUGACAAAGCUAAGCAAUCGGUAGCGGCUGACUCUGAAUUUUCAACUAUAUGGGCGGCAAUAAAUGGGUUUCAAGACGUAGCGACGGCCAAAUUGGAAGAAGUAACAUUAGCCCACGACAACAAACUUUUUAGAAUAGAAGCUGAGGAAUGUAAAGUACGAUCUAAUUACGAAAGAAAAAUUGAAAAUUUGAAUAAUAAAUGUCAUGAAUUAUUGCUUAAACUUGAAUGUAAGAAGGCGCUCGAAGAUAGAGUAAAUAAACUUGAAGUUUUGGUUGGCAAUUUUAAAGCCGAUAUACACGAUCUACGAAAUGAGAAUGGUUUGUUCAAAUAG
Molecule: messenger RNA, 753 nt
Organism: Paramuricea clavata
Lineage: Eukaryota; Metazoa; Cnidaria; Anthozoa; Malacalcyonacea; Plexauridae
Source: the annotation of a GenBank genome assembly